Messenger RNA from Annulohypoxylon truncatum, 1329 nucleotides. RefSeq lists its product as uncharacterized. The transcript is spliced from 4 exons. The coding region runs from base 322 to 1329 and encodes 335 amino acids. The record is from RefSeq and is a predicted model, not a curated record. NCBI's taxonomy places the organism in Eukaryota, Fungi, Ascomycota, Sordariomycetes, Xylariales, Hypoxylaceae.
GUGAAAUACUCUGUCUUUAGUUUUCUAUUCGACCUUGCAGGUUCUUUUUCGUAAACCCCGCCCCAAUAUCACAGUCUAGGACUCCAGGUACUCUGUACUAUGGGAUCAUUGUUGCUAAAAAUGGGUUUUGUCAACGAUGGAACUGGGCUGUUCAUCAUGGCCAGGUUUGAAGUUGACUUGUUCAACAGGAUAGUAAAUCAUUCUACUCUUUAACUUAAGUCAAUUUUCUUUCCUAACUAUGUCUUUUAAUAUCAUCCAUAUAAUAACAUGUUCCUAACCGGAAUGUAUUCUUGCCAUUAAGCAAUAAAAGCAACAUCUAUCAUGGAUAUACACACUGAUGAUCUGUUUUCUUCGAAAAGUUUGGUGCCGAAAGCAACAGCUCCGCCGUUGAUCUCACAUGUGGCCUUCCAUGCUAUUAUCUGGACCGGUGUCUCCCUCUGUGUCCUUGCAUUCAGUGGUCGACUGGCUAUCCGAGUCAUCUGUUUCCGACGUCUUUUCCCCGAGGACUAUGCGAUGCUACUAUCAUUGAUCAUUCUUGUCGGGACUGCCAUUAUUAUCCAGAUACUAGUCCCGUAUUGUUACAACAUUAAAAACGUACACAACGGCUAUAUACCACUGGACCCCCAGUUCAUUGAAGAUACUGUCAAAGGAUUACGUGGGCACGUUGCUCUAAUGGUGAUGAACUACGUGGGGAUCUGGUUAAUCAAAAUCAGCUUCCUGAUCUUCCUCUUCCGACUUGGAGAUAAAGUUACCAAAUACCGUGUCCUCUGGUGGAUCGUCCUGGCCUUCAACAUUGCCGCUGGUGUGACCGCUAUCGGUAUCAUACCUUUCGAAUGUUUAUUGUCACCAGUUGAACGUAUCGUUGCGAAAGUCGUUCUCACGGCCCUCUUUUCUCUUGUCGUAUUCACUGUCCUGGUGACCAUCGUAAGAGGCAGCGUUUUUAGUGGCGCAUACAUAUCCAUCGAUCAACCGGAUGUGCAACCAGUGAACGUGGCGUGGCUCUGGUUCUGGUUCAGCAUUGAAUAUAUCAUAUCGUUCAUCGUCGCAUGCCUUAUAUCCUUUCGUUGUCUGUUCACUCAGAUAGAAUCCGAUGCUAGCGUUAGGGAAGCGAGGGCUCCUCAAUGGUGUCACCAAGCCCCACCGGUAUCCAGGCUUCAACCCCAGGGGUUAAGGGAAAAGGCGCGAAUAUUCCGAAAGUCGAUGCGUGACACGCUUAUGACACUGGAGGGGUUUACAAGGAUCGAUAGCGAGGUGUUUGCUCUCCCGUCUCCUCCUACGGGAAGAUUAAGCUUGAACUUCGAAGAGGACGGGGAAUCAAAUAGGACGUAG